CCUCUCCUGCCCCCGGACCCUCCCUGCUCCCUCUCCUGGGCCCCCUCCCGCUCCUACUCCUGCACACACCCCAUCACACCAACACGUUGCACACGCACACACCCCGUCGCACAACGCGUUGCACGUGUGCACACACCUCAUCGCGCACAUACCUUGUCUCACACACACCCCGUUGCACGUACACACACAACACGUCGCGCACACACAACACGUCGCACAACACACGUUGCACGCCCACCCCUGUCGUGCACACAGAGCACGUUGCACAACACCCCUGGGGUUGGUCAGACCUGCCACACACGGCACCCCACCACGAUCAUGCACACACCACACCCUCUCACACACAACACAUCACAACCACACACACACGCAGGCCACCGUCACUGUUGCACACCAUAUUCACACCCAACGCCCACUUCUCACGUACAAUACCACUCACAGCCAUACCCCCCUCCUGAUACACCCAGCCCAACACAUCUCACAUAUCACAUGACAUUCACGCCCGCCCCCUCACACCUCACGUGCGACCACACCACAGUCACAUACCACACUCACCCCCCCCACCGCAAUGUCACACCCACAGCAGCAGGAAGCUGGUCUCGGAAGCAUUUUGCAAACAAUCAGAUUACUUAAUAAUGGGAAUUUCCCAGCCCUGGGGCUGUUUCCCGUCAGCCUCCCCCCUCCUCCCCGUGGGCACAAGACGGGGGCUUCCCGCUCCCCUGGCCCGGCAUGCGGGCAAAUCAGCCAAAAAUGAUUUGUGCUACGUUGGGGGAGGGGUGAAAAGGACAGCAAAACGCAGGUUGGGUGUGUCAGGCUGAGUGGGGAGGCGUGCGUGGGUGUGAGCAGAGGUGUGCAGGGCGUCGGUGCAAGUGUGUAAGGUGUACAGGGCGUAGGUGUGAGUGAAGGCAUAUUGCGUGUGCAUGAAGUGUGUGCAGGAAGAAAGGGUAUGAAUGUGUUGAACUGCGGGGGGGGUGCACGCGUGUGUUUGGGUUAGUGUGUGUGUUCUUAUGGUGCAAGGAUGUCUGUUCACACGGUUGUGAGUGUGUGUGCAGAGCGUCAGUGUGCAUUUGUGUCUCGUGUGUGUGUAUGUGAGGGAGCGGGAGGCUGAGUGUGUGCCUGUGUGUGUGUUCGGUCGGGGGGGCGGCAGACAGCAGCUGGUCUGUAUGUAGGUGUAACGCCCAUCGGCUGAGGGCCCCCCUCCCCGGGGGGGCUUUCACCCCAAAGGGAAAGGAGCUGCUGGCUCCAGGAACAGCAGGGUCGCUAGAUGCCCAGGGACAGACCUGGUGCCCCUCGGCCAUGGAGCCAGCAGCCUCGCACCAAACACAGGGAGCCACAAGCGAUGACUUGCUGGGACCCCUGGCAGCCCCCCAGGGCUGGUCUUAUUGGGGAUCAGCCCCCGCCCUGCCAAGGCAAAUCGUCUGCCCAGGGUUAAGGUGUUCUCCCGUCCCUGCUGGGGAACCUCCUCCCUGGCUAAGGGGCGGGAUUAGGGUAUUUUCACUUCCCCCCACCCCGCCUGGGCCUCCACCCUGGACAAGCGGGUCGAGCAGCCCAGUUUAUCUGAGCCUGGACUCUCCCCAGAGAAGCCGCAAGAUCCUGGUUCCCAUGGACGGGCCUCGCUGGACCCUGGCCGCGAACGCCUCGGCGCUGCCCCCCAACGAGACGGGUUGCGGGGAACAGGCCGACUUCCAGUACGUGCUGUUCCCCGUGGUUUACAGCCUGGUCUUCGUGCUGGGCCUGGCCGGGAACCUCUCCGUGCUCUGGUAUUUCCUGCGCACCCGGACGGCCACCGCCCCGGCCAACAUCUUCCUGGCGAACCUGGCGUCCCUCGACCUGAUCUUCGUGCUGACCCUGCCCUUCCGCGUGGCCUACCACGCCCUGCGCAAUGACUGGGUGUUCGGGGAGGCCCUGUGCAAGAUCACCGGCUCCCUCUUCUACGCCAACCUGUACGGCAGUUCCCUCUUCCUCACCGGCAUCUGCCUGGAGCGCUACGUGGCCGUGGUGCACCCGCUCCGCUCGCUCCGCCUGCGCCGGCCCCUCUACCGUGUGGCCAGCUGCCUGGCCAUCUGGGCCCUGCUGGCCGUGGCCGUGCUGUACCUGACACUGCGGGGGCCCCUGACCCGCCCCUUCCCCGACGGGCGCCUGGCCUGCCUGGAGAACUUCUCCAGCGACUCCUGGAAGGGCCGCAUCUCCAGGGUCAGCCUCUUCGCCGCCGCCGUGGGCUUCCUGGUGCCGCUGGCACUCAUCGGCGUCUGCUACCCGCUCAUCGCCCGCCGGCUGCUGGAGACGCCGGGCAUGGCGCCCGGCUCGCGGGCUGCCCGGCGCAAGGCGCUGCGCACAGUGAUGGUUGUGCUGGCGGUGUUCCUGCUCUGCUUCGCCCCCUACCACCUCACCCAGGCGGUGCACACGCUGUGGCGGCUGGGGGCGCUGGAGGGCUGCCAGCUCCUCCGCGGCACCUACGCCGCCCGGCGCGUCACCAUGGCCCUGACCAGCCUCAACGCCUGCCUGGACCCGCUGGUCUAUUACUGCGCGGCCGAGCGCUUCGCCUGGAGCCCGCCCUGCAGCGGCCGGUGCUGCUGGGGGCGGCCGGCUGCCUCCGGGGACGCCCAGGGCUCGGGGCUGCAGGCACUGGACAGCAGAGCCUCCCGGGGGGCCCACGCCGAGACAGUGACCUCGUCCCACGGCACCCGUGGAGGGGCCUGAAGGGUCCCCCCGUGCUCGGCUCAUGGGGAUACACCAAUGGACUCCCCCCCGCUUGCUGCGCCGUGGGCCCCGGGGCCCUGCGUCCCAGCUCUCGGUGUUACCCUCCCCCGGAGCAGCGAUGUUGGGUUCUCUGCUGCUGGAGAAGGGAGGGAUGGUGAACAGUGUUACAGGGGUGUGUACGUCCGUGUAGUAUUACGUGUACGCACAGCCGUGUGUGUGUGUGAGCGAGCGCACAGAUGUGCCAAAGACCAAGGGGUCGCCGUCUCUCCCUUGUUCACGCCUGCCGGGACCAUCAGAUCUCACCAGAUUGGACGGACGCUGUGUGUGCGUGCGUGGGAGGGAGCCUGUGGGUGUGGUGGGUGUGACUGUGUGCACCAGGGUGUGAGUCUGUGUGCUUGUUACAGGAGCGUGUGUGUGUUUUACCCCUGUGAACGGCUGAGCUUGCAUCUCCUUGGCUGUGACACUGUGUGGGACUGUCCUGUGAGGAAAGGUGUGACUCGGGAGGGUUGUACCUGCCCCGUUAGGUGUGUGUCUGUGUGUGUGAAACAGAGAGAGAAACCCUGGGCAGGGGGCACUGGGGGACACUGGCAUUUGUGUGUCUUGGGGUGGAGGGAGGCAGCUGUGUGCGUCUGGGACAGUUGCAGCUAGUUGUGUGUGUGCACGACACUGCAGGGUGCUGGGUUUUGUGUGGGGUGCUGAGAUGUGUGAUGCUGCGUUGUGCAAUGCUCUGUGUGUGUAUGUGACCUGGUGCUGGGGUAUGUGUGUGUGAUCCUGGGAUGUGCGAUUUGCGUCUGAACAACUGGCGGGGAACCUGUGAGUCGUGGAACCUCCCCUGUUUUGUAUUUGUGUCCUGCUCCCCCCGUCCCGGCUCUUUUGUACAUUUUGCACUUUCCUGCCAAGUAAAAGCAAUGUUUCCAUCGUGCUA
Messenger RNA from Caretta caretta (loggerhead turtle), 3625 nucleotides. Its product is annotated as lysophosphatidic acid receptor 6. The record is from RefSeq and is a predicted model, not a curated record. Gene Ontology annotation, biological process: G protein-coupled receptor signaling pathway. Lineage: Eukaryota; Metazoa; Chordata; Testudines; Cheloniidae. Gene Ontology annotation, molecular function: oxysterol binding; G protein-coupled receptor activity. Gene Ontology annotation, cellular component: membrane.